Nannochloropsis gaditana CCMP526 is the source of this 368-nucleotide messenger RNA. RefSeq lists its product as uncharacterized. The annotation marks the transcript as partial. The record is from RefSeq and is a predicted model, not a curated record. The transcript is spliced from 2 exons.
UGGACACUACCUUGGACUGUCUUUUGGAUCCAAGCAUUUCGUAGGAAACAUACUUUUUCCGUACGAGGGCGGGUCCGCAGGACUGUAAUAGUCAAAUACAGCAAAGGGUCUUAUUGGAACGAGGCAUGCUAUUCCUUCCCCUCCCCGCGACCGCAGGCUACACUUUAACGAAAAGUGGCAAGAAGCUCUUGCGUUUCCCGUCCCCGCGGACGAUCCUUCAAGCCCUUGCGCCUCGAACUUCGACCUCUUUUUCGUUCAGCACGACCAGCCUGGAACUCUCCACGCGGAGACGAAGAAAACGAAGAAGGGAAGACCGCAUUCCUUCCCUCUUGCCCUCCUUCCCGCCCUCCUUCCCGCCCUCCCUCUCU